Molecule: messenger RNA, 3039 nt
Organism: Cladophialophora immunda
Lineage: Eukaryota; Fungi; Ascomycota; Eurotiomycetes; Chaetothyriales; Herpotrichiellaceae
Product: phosphatase PSR1
Exons: 3
Coding region: 458-2152 (564 amino acids)
Cellular component (GO): plasma membrane
Molecular function (GO): phosphoprotein phosphatase activity
Source: RefSeq, a predicted model, not a curated record
CAACUUCCCUACCGCCUGGCCUGUACGUACCACCAUUACCACUGCUACCCGCUACUCGAACUUCCUUCGAUCUUCAAUCUACCUGCGACCUCUUCACAUCCCAGCUUUGUAUCGCAUGUGGUCUAUCUUGCGACGUCGACGCGCCUCUCCCUAUCUCCAUCUUUAGAUGAUUCCAGCUCCCUGCAACCUGCUAUCCAUCGUUUGAACCAGCCACCCGGCUGCCAACUCUCCGUAUCUUCUCGACCGUCAUCCUUUGCCCCCGUUCAGCCGCUUCGCUCUUGUCGCUCGCACGCCUGUUCACCCGCCGCUCUUUUGCGCGCGACUGCUCCUCCAUUCCAUCUCGAGAAUCAUCCUGAGCACUGCUCACGACCCUUUCGCAUGAUUCUAGACUUAUCGGCUUCACCCAUCUGCGCACACACCGAAGACCAGGCCUCUGCAGGCCAGUCCGUCGCCCCACAUGAGUGGCAGCGCUGCCACUCGGCCCUCGUCAGGCGCCUCCCUGCAAGGACAAGAAGUCACCUCCAAUGACGCCGCUUUCAUUGCCACUCCUGCUGCCAGCUCUUCACUCCAAGCUGCUCCUGAAGCUUCUCAACCCACAGAAAACAUGACAGAAAAGCCUAAACAGCAGCCGUCGCUUGUCAAAAUCCCUUCUCGUACAUCUUCCAACCCGAAAUCUUCGGACCCUACUGCCGCCCCUGCACCAGCCGCACCUGAGGAGCCACCUCCGUCGCCGAGGCGUGGCUCGAAACGAAGUCUCCUCAGCAGAAGCAGGAACAAUAGCAGAGGUAGUCGAAGGUCCCUUCGAGCAGCUCGGGCGGCGGAAGGCACCAAAGAGCCUGUACCGCCUCUGCCCCAAAACGCGGCUCCCAAAAUCGAGAAGAAAGCUCGUAGCGGGUUGCUCGCCUUCCUGAACUGUUGCAGCCCUACCGAAUAUCCCGAUGACACCAAAUCAGACGAUCCCGAUGUUGCUGCGAAGAAGAUCAAGAUCCAACCCCAGCUACAAAGAACGGCUAGAUCGCAAGAACAAAACGAGGUCGUGGAGAACGAGAAGACUUUAGAAGGGAAAACGCCCGUCGACGAUGCAACUCUACACGGCAAGGCUGGAGAGGAAGGUAAUGUAGAAGUAGUGGAGAAGAAGGAGCUUGAUGAGUCUCGACCGAGGAUGUCUCGCGAGGAAAUAUACCAUGAAAAAGUCACACUUCCUGGCGCGAGUGGGACAACGCCAUCCACAACCCUCACUGAUCAAGACAUGGGACCUCAUGGCGAUGAAGACCAGAUCAAAUCAACCACCGUUACCGUACCAGAACCAUCGGCCAAACCGGAUGUCAAUGUGAUAGCAGCCACACCCACCGAGGCGGAGCAUCCUUCGGAGCCUCAGCGAUUCGAGGGAGAUGAUAAGACAGCUACUGACGUGGAGAUGGCAGACGCACCUCCUGCUGUUCCAGUCAUUGAUGAAGAACCCUUGGAUGAGCCGUAUCAGCCUGCCGAAUUGCAACCACAAGUACCUUUACCUCCGCCACCGCCCUUGUCCAAACGACAAGAACAGUUUGCCCCCAAAGAGGCUCCCCCAGUUCCGGAAGCCUCACUAGAGAAGCAAUCAUGGCUUCUGCCUCCUGUGCAGCCUCAUUUGAAAGGACGAAAAUGUUUGAUUCUCGACUUGGAUGAGACCUUGGUGCACAGUAGCUUCAAAAUUCUCCACCAGGCUGACUUCACCAUUCCCGUCGAGAUUGAGGGCCAGUAUCACAAUGUCUACGUAAUAAAGCGACCGGGCGUGGAUACCUUUAUGAAGAGAGUUGGCGAACUGUACGAGGUGGUCGUCUUUACUGCUUCUGUGUCCAAAUAUGGCGACCCGCUACUGGACCAAUUGGACAUUCACCACGUUGUUCAUCACAGGCUCUUCAGGGAGAGCUGUUACAACCACCAAGGAAACUAUGUCAAGGACCUAUCACAAGUCGGCCGAGAUUUAAAGGAAACCAUCAUCAUCGACAACUCUCCCACCUCCUACAUUUUCCAUCCCCAACACGCCGUUCCAAUUAGCUCUUGGUUCUCGGAUGCGCACGACAACGAGCUGCUGGACCUGAUCCCGGUCCUCGAAGAUCUGGCAGGACCGCAAGUACAGGACGUGAGCUUGGUCCUGGACGUGGCUCUGUGAGCUCCAAAAGUCUGUUAUCAAGCGUUCAGUACGGCCGCCUUCACUUCGUUUGUUCGUAUUAGAACGGUAUAUGAUUGACAAAAGUCUGUUUGGCAUUUCUAGCGUGGCGUCCAUUGACUUAAUGCUCUUGAUGCUGGGUAGAAAUCACCCGAGUACGGAUGGACAUCUUGUGGAUAUGGGAGCCAGGCCUGGGGAAAACAGGAUUCCAAAAAUAUAACCCGUCAAAGAAAAAAUAUCGGUCUUAAUCGCUUUGGGAGGGUCUUUGCGUCUUCAGCAGCCUGGCAUUCUGACGGUCUUUUUUGCAAGCCAGUGUGGAAAGGGCAUGGAGAUACCGGUUUGGCCGAGCUCCUAUUUAUUUCCUUUGUUGUGUCUUUGAGAUGGAAUUGCAUAUCGGCAGGCAGGCAUGCGAUUCUGCCCAGGUGGGACAGAGAUGUGUGGAUUGUGGCGAGCAAGCGUACAGGCGCGACAGACGCUUUUUUGUGUUCUUGGGACAUAUCGGUUGUACAGUCAAAGACGGCUUGUCCUUGAAGAGGUUUUUGAGAAGACGGCGGUAGAAGGGGGAAGUCGCUCCUCUUCUAAGGAAAGAGAUGCAGGCUGAUGGUUCUUAAAGCAUGACGCCAGCUACAAGCACUGCGAGGAGUCAGUGCGAAACCUGGAGUGUUUGAUGUUCAUGUUAACAAAUGCUCUAUCAGGCGGAGUGGAACGCACAGGAGUCGUGGGACAAUAUAAGUACAACAGUUGACCGAAUUCUCUCUUCGAAACAUAUUAGUUAUGUCGAGAAUCAAAUAUCUUCAGCCGGUUGUCCACUGGUCAGAUGCUGCAGUGAGAGGCUAGCUUCCAAUGGUAAUGUUUGGAGGUAGUUUUGUUAGCAGGACUUGAUCCGUAUU